Messenger RNA from Aspergillus brunneoviolaceus CBS 621.78, 906 nucleotides. RefSeq lists its product as uncharacterized. NCBI's taxonomy places the organism in Eukaryota, Fungi, Ascomycota, Eurotiomycetes, Eurotiales, Aspergillaceae. The transcript has 3 exons. The record is from RefSeq and is a predicted model, not a curated record. The coding region runs from base 1 to 906 and encodes 301 amino acids.
AUGGCCCAGCUCGCCAGCCAGGGGGGAGUAUUCCCCCGCGCAAAGAGCGGACAAUGUCGCGCCCACCACGCCUUCUCCAGCAGCACCGCGCGCAUCACCAUCGUCUGCUACGCGGUCUACUUCGUCAUUUUCCUAGGGCUCCUCUUCUUCACUGCCGCGCGAUUCCUCGCCAGCGAGGGCAAGCGUAAAUCGAUAGCACACGCCCAAACCAUCGCAGUCAUAACGACGACCCUAGGCGAAUGCGCCGUCCUCAACGCCCAAGAAGCCACGCAGGCCCUCCUCCCGAUAACCUGGCUCAUCAGCCUCGGCAAACUCGCCCUCUUCAGCCUGAUCCUCCUCCCGCUGUGUCGCCGCCUGCACCACGGCGCAAGCCACCGGACCAUCGACCGGUGGAUUCUCAUCCCGCAUUCCAUUUUGGUCGCAGUGCUGGCGGCACUGGUGCUCGCUGCGCUGGGCGUGCAGACGCGUCUCGUCGAGCGAGUCAUUCACCCCACGCGAUUUACUUUCCCGGAGUUGCAGCGCUGGGAACGUACGGAAAAGAGACUGUGGGUGGCGGUGGACGUGGUGGAGGUGCUGGGGAUGAGCGUUGCGGCGGCGCGCAUGGGCUGGGCCGUUUGGUCGGCGCGGCAUUUACGCGGUGGGGAACUCGGCUUCUUCAUUCCCCUGCUGAUCGUCUCGUCGGUGGGGCUGGCCCUGACGGAUCUGGUGGGGUAUGUGGAGGGCCCUGCGUUUCGGAAUACGUUCGGGUACGACUCAAAGAUGGUCAGGGGGCAGCAGGCCAGGAUGUAUGUCGAGUAUUUCUUCUACGCCGGGGCGGUGCUCAGUGCGGGGGUGGUGGUGGCGUCGCGGCGGUUGGGGAGGGGGGAGGCGAGGCUGAGUAUGUCCAGUGUUCGGGGGAAGGGGUAG